Metopolophium dirhodum (rose-grain aphid) is the source of this 711-nucleotide messenger RNA. RefSeq names its product 33 kDa inner dynein arm light chain, axonemal-like. Gene Ontology annotation, molecular function: dynein heavy chain binding. Lineage: Eukaryota; Metazoa; Arthropoda; Insecta; Hemiptera; Aphididae. Gene Ontology annotation, cellular component: filopodium; axoneme. The record is from RefSeq and is a predicted model, not a curated record. The transcript has 5 exons. The coding region runs from base 1 to 711 and encodes 236 amino acids.
AUGGAUGCGGUAAAUGAAGAUCCACCGCGAGAUAUUAUAUUAAAUGUGAAGUUUAUCAAAGGUAGUGAACCAAUUCUGAUAGACGACGAAGAGAAAAGGUGCAAGUACGACGGAUAUCCACCUGGAUACAACAAAGUGUUCGAGUAUAUCUACCCACCAGUAGAAUGGAUGGAAGACGGCAUGAAGUGGCGGCGGGUCGCGUCCACCGAGCCGGCCGAUCGGAAUCAUGUGAUAGCUCUGGCCCAAGACCUCAAGUCCAACUUAUCGUACUGGCAUGCCAGAAUGCACGGAGUGUGUCUGGUCAGGAGAGAAUUGUACACGCAGUGUUUCAAUGAACUGAUACGACAAGUGUGCGUAAAUAGCAUUGAUCGAGGCGAAUUGUUAAUCAAAAUUCGAAACGAAUACAAUGCAAGCAUAACGGCUCAUAAACGUUUAUUUGAAAGCGGUUUAAUAUUUAGAAUUAAACAUACUACAUUGGAUGAUCACAAAGAUGACGUGACAGAAAAGGAUAUACAGGAUAUAGAAGACGAACAUGUUAAAUUAAAAAAAAAAUUGGUCGAUGCAAACAAUAAGUACAAUAUAUUAAAAAUUGAUUUAAAAAAAGAAUUGAAUAAUUUGAAAGAUGCUAACCAACAUGAAUUAAACUUCUUCAAUAGAAACCAUAAAGCAUUAAAAGAUCAACUCGAUUUGAUACUUUCAAUGAAUACAUGA